Messenger RNA from Mytilinidion resinicola, 1602 nucleotides. RefSeq lists its product as uncharacterized. The record is from RefSeq and is a predicted model, not a curated record. NCBI's taxonomy places the organism in Eukaryota, Fungi, Ascomycota, Dothideomycetes, Mytilinidiales, Mytilinidiaceae. The coding region runs from base 1 to 1602 and encodes 533 amino acids. Gene Ontology annotation, cellular component: plasma membrane; cellular bud neck. The transcript is spliced from 2 exons.
AUGGCGACUCUCAUUUGGCAACGCGACGUUGCCGACGUCAAGGCCACCUUCACUUCAUGGGACAAGUGCAUGGCCAAAACAUACUGCAAAUGGCCGGUCAUUGCAGCUAUAAUCGUAGUCGCCCUCGUCCUUAUCUCUGUCCUCAUCUGUCUUGGCAGGUGUAUAUGCUGUGGAGCGGAGUGCGCCUGCUGCUGCUUUCGGUGCUGUGGAGGAUGCUGUGGCGGGGGUGGUCGAAAAGGACACAAGAAGAUGAAUUCUGCCUCUGCGCCGCCGCCAUUGCCUGGAGGAUACCAGCCAGCGUUCCCUUCUACGCCCGUGAACUCGCAGUAUCGAGCACACAACACGCCCGCCUUCGAAAAACCACAAUUCGCUACUUUUGAGAGCUCGAGCAAACCGGUCAACGAAGAUGCUCUACCUCCCAUGCCGAGCUGGAGUGAUGCGACGAGCAGGAAGGUCGAGGAGGAGAUUGUCCCCGAGAAACCAGGCGAUGUUGAACUACACAAUCUGGAACAUAAAGCAGGUGCUUCGGAUUCUAUGCUAGCUGGAGCUGCUGGUACGCCUCUACGGUCUCCGGGGAGAUCGCCUGUCCCUCAGUCGCCCUACCACGCUGAAUCGGCUUACUCUCCACCCUCCCAGCAGUAUGGUGGAUUUGCUGGCCGACCUUCGCAACCCGGUCUUAGGAGUCAGGACUCGUUCCGUUCUGGGCAGCAAAAUGGUGUUGUGGAUCAGUACGGCAAUCAGCAACCAGGAUACGGAAACAGACUCAACUCUCCCGCACCAGGUGCUCCCGCUUACGACCCGAUUCAUCAAUAUGAGCGUGAUUCUCCGAGACUGGGUGGUCAAGGUCAGGAAUACGGACGGGGUUCUCCACGACCAGGCGGACAGAACAAUGAAUUCGGGCGCAAUUCUCCACGGCCCGCUGGACAGAACAAUGAGUUUGGACGGAGCUCCCCGAGACCAGUAAUGGGUGGAGCAGCGAACUUCAAUAACGGACCAUCACCCACACAGAAUCGUGGAUACGGUCCUCCAUCUCUCGCCAUUGGUCGAGUCAAUAGCCCUCUGGCGCCCAACCAGGUGUAUGAUGCACCACAACUCGCGCCUGGCCGAGUCAACAGCCCACUAGCAACACACCAAGCAUACGACGCACCACGAGUAGCUCCUGGCAGAGUCAAUAGUCCAAUGGUAACCCAUCAAGGAUAUGAUGCGCCACAGGCAAUACCUGCCCGAGUAAACAGUCCCUACCAACCAUACGACGCACCACAAGCAGUAUCACUGUACCACCACGACCAAAACAACUACACCGCACCCGAGCCUUACCAUGAGCUGGACACCAGCUAUACAGCUCCAAAGCCUUACGCCGAGUUAGCCGCUAACUACACAGCUCCAAAGCCGUACGCGGAGCUAGCUACAGGCUACAAUGCCCCUCCACAAGCCCCUUCAGAGUUAUCACAAGGAUAUGCCCCGUCAGGAUCCACUCGUUUCGAAGCCCCAAGCGAGUACCAAAACAACUACCAGCAGCCCCAAGAACUAGAUUCUGGGAGCUGGCCGAUGCAGCCACAACAACAACAGCAGCAUAACGGACAUGGCGGUCGGAACUAUUAA